This is a messenger RNA of Paracoccidioides lutzii Pb01, 417 nucleotides long. RefSeq lists its product as hypothetical. The transcript has 2 exons. Bases 1 to 417 code for a protein of 138 amino acids. The record is from RefSeq and is a predicted model, not a curated record.
AUGUCCUACGAAGGGUCUGGGAGAUUGAAACGUAAUGAAGGCGAAUAUGAGCAUACCAGUGAUCGCCAUGUGGUGUACAGCCGAUUGACUCCGGAGGCGAAGGUCCUGGAUCUUGAUCAGGUUAUUUUCGUGGCUUCUCGAAUUCUCGAAUUCACGAGGGAUAAACCAGUGAAUAACGACCUAGCCAUGUUCAGCAGCAGGAUUGAAAACAGAGUCAAUAUGUCGGGUUGGUUUCGAUACCUUGGUAUCCAAAAUACGGCGUAUGGACUUCAUCCCGCGCCGAGGAACUCCUACAUCCUUGGAACGGAUUCCUUACAGCCCAAGAAGGGAUGCACUAGGGUAGCUCGGAGAUAUUGCUCAGACGAUAGUCGGAAACAUCGGAUGAACAUUCUGAACCUCACGAUGCUUAUGCCCUGA